UUGGUGCUCAAAAUAGAACACCACAUCAACACGAUGAUCGCCGAUGUCCAUCCCCUGUUGCAGACCUUGUUGGGGACCCUUUUCACAUGGGGCCUUACAGCACUUGGCUCCGGUCUCGUGUUCGUCUUUCACAGUGGUCAAAGAAAAAUUCUGGACGGUAGCCUUGGCUUUGCUGCUGGGGUGAUGACUGCCGCAUCUUACUGGUCUCUUCUUGCCCCAGCAAUUGAAAUGGCAGAACGAUCGGGCAACUACGGGUCUGAAGGGCAGUGGGCCUUUAUUCCAGUUGCUAUUGGUUUUGUGAUGGGGGCUGCCUUUGUAUACGGCGCUGACAUUUUUAUGCCUUUGUUGGGUGCAGAGAGCACUACCGGACUGGUGCUAUCACUGGACCCCAAUCAGAAGCUGCACAAAGACGGGGCCUCCCUCGACUCCAUUCACGUCACUGAAACACACCAUGAUGAUACAGGAUAUCGGCCUGAAGGCAAUAGCAGUAUUUUUCAACGCAAACGAGGGGCUGACCAACCUAUUAGCUAUAAUUCAACUAGCGAUCUCAAGACAGGGGAGGGAACUCCAUCAUCCAUCAGCUGGCGGCGAAUCAUGUUACUCAUCAUUGCUAUAACUAUACAUAAUAUACCAGAGGGUUUAGCAGUUGGAGUUGGUUUUGGGGCAAUAGGAAAGUCACCAGCCGCUACUUUUGAAAAUGCCAGAAAUUUAGCCAUUGGCAUAGGAAUCCAGAACUUUCCUGAGGGGCUAGCUGUUAGUUUACCAUUAAAGGGAUCGGGAAUGUCCACGCUGAAAUGUUUCUGGUAUGGUCAGUUGAGCGGGAUAGUGGAACCCAUAGCAGGCCUGUUUGGGGCCCUGGCAGUUGUUAUAGCUGAGCCCAUAUUACCUUACGCCUUGGCAUUCGCUGCAGGUGCAAUGAUCUACGUCGUGGUCGAUGAUAUUAUACCAGAGGCUCAAACAUGUGGUAACGGCAAGCUUGCCUCCUGGACAGCCAUUGUGGGGUUCGUGGUCAUGAUGAUGCUGGAUGUUGGGCUCGGAUAAUUUCAGAUGAUUUGACCCAUGGCCUCCCCUCUGAUGGACUGACAACUGAGCUACAUUCUGGAAAAACUGAUCUGAGUGCUUGUGCGUUGAGCGUCAGCGAAAGCUAAUCAGGGACAACUCUCUGCUAGACUGGAUUUUCAUUUAGAAGGGACUUCCUUCAAACAAAGAAACAACAGUUACAAGCGGAAAGCAUGGUCAAAAUUAGCCUGUGCACACUGCAUAGGCUAAUCUGGGUUUUACUUUACGUGCAUUAGGCCCAGUUUUCCCAGAUCCAGGGUCAACAGAUAGGCAGCUUCUCAGGAUAUCUUCACAUUCCUGUGCUGCAUAUACCGCAAAGAAUCUUAAGAAUCUGCUGCGUUGUAACUGUUAAUUGUUCUACUGUAACUCUAAUGAAAAGUUCCACCCUAACACUGCUAAAGAGUUCCUCCCUUUGACUUUUGAAUUUUGUUUCAACGCUGUAAAUCAGGUUUCCAUUUAAUACAAUUAAAAGGUAAUUUAGUUAGAAUAUCUGUAACCAUUUAACUGUUAUCAAUAUAUUUGUUUGUGUAAUAGAUUCAAUUUUAAUGCUUUUGAAAUGUUCCCAUUACUGCUUAGUUAGUGUUGGUUAGUUAAUGGUCUUGACAUCAUAUUCGAAUUAAUCUUAAUUAAGAUUAUUUAAUGAAUUUAUAUUUUCGAAAGUGCCUCAUUAUUUUAAAUUCAGAAUGAUACAAGUUUUAAGGAUUGUAUUUACCCCAUCAUACCUAUCGGUAUGAGCCUAGCUCUAAGAAAACUGGGCAUAAUGCAUCAGCGUAAAGUGUCGUCCCAGAUUAGCCUGUGCAGUUUGCACAGGCUAAUCAGGGACAACACUAUCCGCCUAAAUUGGAUUUCUGCUAAGAAGAGACUUCAUUUGAACGAAAAAUGUCAUAAAAGCGAAAAGUGUCGUCCUUGAUUAGCCUGUGGGGAUUGCACAGGCUAAUCCGGGACGACACUUAACGCACAUGCAUUAUGCCCCGUUUUCUCAGAACACGCCUCAUAUGAGCCUCGCUCUGAUAAAACUGGGUUUAUUGCAAGUGCGUUAAGUUUUGUUCAAGAUUAGCCUGUGCAGUUUGGGCAAGAAAUGCCAUGUUGAAAAUGCUGUUUUUGCAUAGUGCAAAAUCAUUAUUGUGUGAUAUAAAUUUGUAUUUAUUUCCUGAAGAAAAAUAUUCUCAAUGUUAAAUUUUAGGGAUGUUUUUAUUUUUGUUUGGCAUUUUGAAGACAAUAAAUGCAAUUAUAAGAUGAUUAGAUGCCAUAUCAACACCUGACUUAAAUGGGUUUUUUUGCUUUUGAAUGGAGAACAGUGGAAAAAAAAACAUAAUUUUUUAGGUAUAGAACCUGUUGUAAGGCACUGUACUAGUGACAUUAUUGUAUUAUAAAUCAUCGGAGAUUUACUAUGCAAACUGCUUCAAGCUUCAUUUGAAACUGAGCAAAAUAAUUUGCUUACAUAAAUAAUUAAUGAUUUUAUUUCCAUAUUCUCUAAUUAGUCCAAUUCAGGCAAGAUUGGCAUGAUUAUAGACAAGAUUGUAAUUGAAUGACACUAUUUAGAAAUAGGCUGCAUUGCUUCAAACACUCGUUAACGGCCAUUCUGUCUCACUACUCCAGCUUGUACUAUCAUUUAUUUAAAAUGAACUUUUUAAUUAGCAUGUGAUAAGUUUCAACAUACACUGGAUUGCAUUUAACCCUUUACCACUUAGAUAUGCAUUUUUACGCAAUUGUAGAAAGUUAUAUUUAAUUUAAGACCUCUCUUACUAGGU
This is a messenger RNA of Dreissena polymorpha, 2810 nucleotides long. RefSeq names its product zinc transporter ZIP11-like. Gene Ontology annotation, molecular function: zinc ion transmembrane transporter activity. The transcript has 10 exons. Gene Ontology annotation, cellular component: membrane. The coding region runs from base 34 to 1041 and encodes 335 amino acids. NCBI's taxonomy places the organism in Eukaryota, Metazoa, Mollusca, Bivalvia, Myida, Dreissenidae. The record is from RefSeq and is a predicted model, not a curated record. Gene Ontology annotation, biological process: zinc ion transmembrane transport.